GGGUUGGUCGUUCUUUUCUUCGGCAGGGCCGCGGCGGGAGCGGCUGCUUGCACAUCUCUCUGAGCUAUCCAGGUUCAUCCUCGUCGCUGCGGCGACUCCCGUAACCUCCGUCGCAAUGACUGAGCAGAUGACCCUUCGUGGUACCCUCAAGGGCCACAACGGCUGGGUAACUCAGAUCGCCACCACUCCACAGUUCCCAGACAUGAUACUGUCUGCCUCGCGAGACAAGACCAUCAUCAUGUGGAAGCUCACCAGGGAUGAGACCAACUAUGGCAUCCCACAGCGUGCUCUUCGGGGUCACUCCCACUUCGUUAGUGAUGUAGUCAUCUCCUCAGAUGGCCAGUUUGCCCUCUCAGGCUCCUGGGAUGGAACCCUGCGCCUCUGGGAUCUCACAACGGGCACCACCACCCGCCGAUUUGUAGGCCAUACCAAGGAUGUGCUGAGUGUGGCCUUCUCCUCUGACAACCGGCAGAUUGUCUCUGGAUCCCGAGAUAAGACCAUCAAGUUAUGGAAUACCCUGGGUGUAUGCAAAUACACUGUGCAGGAUGAGAGCCACUCGGAAUGGGUUUCUUGUGUUCGCUUCUCACCCAACAGCAGCAAUCCUAUCAUAGUAUCUUGUGGCUGGGACAAGCUGGUCAAGGUGUGGAACCUGGCAAAUUGUAAGCUGAAGACCAACCACAUUGGCCACACGGGCUACCUGAACACUGUGACGGUCUCUCCAGAUGGAUCCUUAUGUGCUUCUGGAGGCAAGGACGGCCAGGCCAUGCUGUGGGACCUCAACGAAGGCAAGCACCUUUAUACGCUGGAUGGUGGAGACAUCAUCAAUGCCCUGUGCUUCAGCCCCAACCGCUACUGGCUCUGUGCUGCCACAGGCCCCAGCAUCAAGAUCUGGGAUUUGGAAGGCAAGAUCAUUGUAGAUGAACUGAAACAAGAAGUUAUUAGUACCAGCAGCAAGGCAGAACCACCCCAGUGCACCUCUCUGGCCUGGUCUGCUGAUGGCCAGACACUGUUUGCUGGCUACACAGACAACCUGGUGCGAGUCUGGCAGGUGACAAUCGGCACCCGCUAAAAUAUAUGGCAGAGUAUUAGAAAUAAACUGGUUUUCUGA
Messenger RNA from Talpa occidentalis (Iberian mole), 1108 nucleotides. RefSeq names its product receptor for activated C kinase 1 (gene RACK1). The transcript is spliced from 8 exons. Gene Ontology annotation, molecular function: protein kinase C binding; translation regulator activity; ribosome binding. Gene Ontology annotation, biological process: rescue of stalled cytosolic ribosome; positive regulation of protein phosphorylation. Gene Ontology annotation, cellular component: nucleus; cytosol. NCBI's taxonomy places the organism in Eukaryota, Metazoa, Chordata, Mammalia, Eulipotyphla, Talpidae. Bases 116 to 1069 code for a protein of 317 amino acids. The record is from RefSeq and is a predicted model, not a curated record.